Messenger RNA from Arabidopsis lyrata subsp. lyrata, 1285 nucleotides. RefSeq lists its product as uncharacterized. The record is from RefSeq and is a predicted model, not a curated record. The transcript has a single exon. Lineage: Eukaryota; Viridiplantae; Streptophyta; Magnoliopsida; Brassicales; Brassicaceae. The coding region runs from base 88 to 873 and encodes 261 amino acids.
CGCCGUUUUAUUUUAAGAACAAACUACGUUUUUGGAAAGUUUUUUUACAAUUAAAAAUAGUUUAUUCGCUUUGUCGGAGAUAUAAAAAUGAUAAUGAAAGGGGAUUGGUCGGCGGCGAGAAGACCGAAUCUACAAGACAUCAUUUCCGAUGACCUAAACAUUGAAGUCUGGUCGGCGAUGAUGAAAACCACGCUAACGGAGAAAGGACUUUGGGAUGUGGUUGCGAAUGAAAUCCCGCCAGAUCCAUCGAAGAUUCCAGAGUUGGCUGCGAAGAUUCAAGCCGAAGAGCUUUGCAAUUGGAGAGAACUUGCGAGAGAAGACAUGAAAGCACUCCAAAUAUUGCAGUCUUCCCUCACAGAUUCUGUUUUUAGAAUGACUCUCUCUGCUGCUUCGGCUAAGGAUCUUUGGGAUAUGCUAAACGAAGUACCUGAUCAUGUAGUUGAAUGUUUUGUUGAUGAUAAUAGCCCAGUUUAUGAGAAUGUCUGGAAGAUAAGCUCCACUAACUCGAAUCAUAUAACUUCAUAUGAGAAGUUUUUCACUACUUUAGACAGAUCGCGGAAAGCUAUGGUUAGAUUCACAAAUGGAGAUACUACCAUGGCAGAAGGCAUUGGAGAUGUGACUAUCAUGACUCAAGAAGGUAAGAAGACGAUCAAGAAUGUGCUUUACGUUCCAGGGGUCGUGGGAAAUGCAUUGAGUGUUUCCCAGAUGCUGAGGAGCGGCUUUGAAGUUAGAAUGGAUAGAGAAAGAUGCACUAUAUGGGAUCGGAGGGCUGGGAAUUAUUUUGGUGAAACCAUGUUGGGAGAGAGAGGCUUUUGCCUGCGUUUGGAUGUGAUUGAAGGUCAUUUUCAAAGCAAGAAGAGAAAAUUUACUUAAGAUGUGAUUUUAGAGGCAGGACAAUAGACUGUUUUACAUGACCAUGUAGUUCAAAGCAAGAGAGAGGCUUUUGCCUGCGUUAUGUUCUUGGAAAGUUUCUCACUAAGUUAGUAGGGUGCCUUGUUGAUUUAGUAUGAUUCCAUCUGUCGAGUUUAGUUAGCUUCUAUCAUAGUCUCUUAUGGGUUGUUCUCUCCUUUCAUUUUAUCCUUUGCCUCAUAGUUUACUACUAUGCUUCCUUUUUAUAUGGCUUUUAGACUCCGGGUUAAUCUUGUCUUCGGCCGUCUUAUGUUUGUAAUCAUCACAAUCUAAAGACGCGGAUUAGAAAAGGGUCUUGUGAUCUAGUGUAUUCAAUGUGGAGGUAAAGUUUUGUUGAUUUCAAAAUUCAAACUAUAAUGGAAUUUAGGGUUUGUAA